AGUGAAUGUACAAGUUGUCACUACCACUACCUUAGUCCGAAACGUUGAAAUAAAAAAUAUCAAAUUAGUCAAGGGGAAUUUCUGUUGUCAAGGGAAUAAUUAGAUGCAUAUUCAUUUUGGUCGAAAUUAAAUUAGUCAUUAAAAGGAUGGAUUCAGAAGAAAUUCGAUCUGCCAAGGCUUCCUUGGAAAAAGCCAUUCAAUCCAGGAAUACAGAGACAAUGCUCGACAUCAUGAACCGUUUACGAACAGGCGUUGUUGCAACAGAGGAAUUAUUAAAGGAAACCAGGCUUGGUUUGGUAAUAGGAAAACUUAGGUCUUAUCCCAAUGAGAAAGUUAACGAAUGCGCUCGUGAAAUCGUAAAAAAGUGGAAAACCGAUGUGAGCAGGGGCAGACCAUUGAAAGCUGCUGCCACCGGUGGUGCCAAUGCAGCUUCUCCAGCUCCUAAGGGUGCAGGCGUUGGAACCCCAGUUCAAAAACAAUCACAAAAUCAAUCCGUCGGCGGACAGCGUACUUUCAAAACUGAUAAAGUCGAUGUGAAUGUAACAGACGAUAAAAUUCGCAAUAAUUGCGUCGGCCUAAUAUACAAUGCUUUGGCAUUAGACACGGAUGCUGAUUCUUCUUUGAUCUUAAAACGUUCUAUUGAAAUUGAUGCACAGGUUCUGGCUCGUGCUUCUGGAAAUACAGGGUCCGAGUAUCGUAAUCGGAUGCGAUCACUUUACAUGAAUCUUAAAGAUAAAAGUAAUCCAAAACUUCGUGCUUCAGUUUUAUCUGAAGAUAUAAGUGCUCAGCGCUUAAGUAAUAUGAACUCUGCAGAACUCGCUUCUGAAGAUCGUCGUAAAGAAGAUGCCAAACUUGAACAGGAAAAUUUGUUUCAUGCUCAAGGUGCCAAACCUCAAAAGGCAAUUACGGACUUGUUUACAUGUGGAAAAUGCAAACAAAAGAAGGUAUCCUACUAUCAAAUGCAAACUAGAUCUGCAGAUGAACCUAUGACAACAUUUUGUGAAUGUGUGGUUUGCGGAAACAGAUGGAAAUUCUCAUAGCUUUCUUGGUAUAAUAAAUAAACUGUUAAGGAAAAGUCAAAGCUUUGUCAAGACAUAACGUAACAUACUAUAGCUAAAUGUGUUUCAAGCGAGUGUUCUUGAUAUAAAUCUAAAUCUGUAGCUGUCCCCUCAAACGUCUCUAUCAAAGUUAUCUUUGCAUAAGUAUGCUUUUCUCCAAGGAAGCCGUGAGUACUAGUACUUGGUUUUUUUACUGCUAGGUAAAUUUGAAAAUUAUUGCGUUCAGUGAAUGUCCUUGAAUUUUCCAUCCCUUUACUAAAUAAGGAUUUAUGUCUGUUGAACAUUUCUUAGAAAGAAUCGUGAAAUACAAACAAAUUUAAGAAGAAAGGCGUCACUCCAAUGUUGGUCUUUGCGAAGCAUAAACUUACAUUUAGUUAGUGGUAGAUGGAAUGAUAGCCCAAAAUUGAU
Molecule: messenger RNA, 1466 nt
Organism: Schizosaccharomyces octosporus yFS286
Lineage: Eukaryota; Fungi; Ascomycota; Schizosaccharomycetes; Schizosaccharomycetales; Schizosaccharomycetaceae
Product: transcription elongation factor TFIIS
Exons: 3
Coding region: 147-1040 (297 amino acids)
Biological process (GO): transcription antitermination; transcription elongation by RNA polymerase II; transcription elongation by RNA polymerase I
Cellular component (GO): nucleus
Molecular function (GO): RNA polymerase II transcription regulatory region sequence-specific DNA binding; zinc ion binding
Source: RefSeq, a predicted model, not a curated record